GCUCCGGGCGCGCGGGAGGUAUUGUCGCUCACCUCCAGGCUUUGUUACGUCGUCGUCUGCUCACCUGGCCGCGGGUGCGACCUGGCCGCUGUAGCCCGGAGCGGGUGCCAGCCGCCGUCGCCAUGGUGUCCCCGGUCACUGUGGUGAAGAGUGAGGGACCCAAACUGGUGCCUUUCUUCAAGGCCACCUGUGUGUAUUUUGUGCUCUGGCUACCCUCAUCCAGCCCAUCAUGGGUCAGUGCCCUCAUCAAGUGCCUGCCUAUCUUCUGCCUCUGGCUCUUCCUUCUGGCCCAUGGCCUUGGAUUCCUGCUGGCCCACCCCAGCGCCAUCCGCAUCUUUGUGGGGCUCGUCUUCUCUGCCCUAGGUGAUGCCUUCCUCAUCUGGCAAGACCAGGGCUACUUUGUGCACGGUCUGCUGAUGUUUGCUGUGACCCACAUGCUCUACGCCUCAGCCUUUGGCAUGCGGCCACUGGCUCUCCGGACAGGCCUGGUGAUGGGAGUGCUGUCAGGCCUGUGCUAUGCCCUCCUCUAUCCAGGGCUCUCAGGUGCCUUCACCUACCUGGUGGGGGUCUAUGUGGCCCUUAUCAGCUUCAUGGGCUGGCGAGCUAUGGCAGGACUGCAGCUGGUUGGGGCAGCCUGGCGCUGGACUGAGCUGGCAGCAGGCAGUGGUGCACUGCUCUUUAUCAUCUCAGACAUGACCAUUGCCUUGAACAAGUUCUGCUUUCCUGUGCCAUACUCUCGGGCACUCAUCAUGUCCACCUACUAUGCUGCUCAGAUGCUCAUCGCCCUGUCUGCUGUGGAGAGCCGGGAGCCGGUGGAAGACUAUAGACUGAACAAGGCCAACUGAGGGACCAGGGUCUGCACACCUCUUUCUCCUGGGUUUGGGGUCCAGACCCUGGGGAACCUACAGGAGCUGGAUCAGGAUGGCUGCAGUGCCAGCCUGGGCAGUAGGUAUCACCUGGGGAAUUGACAAGUUUGAAGGGGUAAGCAGGAGAAGGAUCUCUCUAGCAAAGCUAGAGGUCCAAGAUAAUGCCAAGUACUCAGAGAAGCAGCUUCACAUUCCUUUCUGGAGUCAGAAUAUAUCACACCACCUCUACCCCAUCAGGACUCAAAGACCUCCUGAAGGGUAAUGGUGCUCAGCUUCUUGACCACCCCCCAUUUCCCUACUAGGUGGAAGAAUCUAUCUUCAUCUCCUAUGCCCCAGAACAAGUGGCAAUGCUGGAUGUAUCUACUCCCACCUUUUUUGUUUCAUAUAGUUGAGGAAAAGAGGGGAGAAAUCUGAGUUGAGAGGACCCAAGGCCAGGGCUUGAAGCCCCUUUAACAGACCCCUGAUUGGGAAGAUUGGAUGAAAAUGGAAUCUCCCUUUCCCUUGUCUAUCCUUGUUACUUGAACAAUCUUAAUCUUUAAGCCUGACUGUGGAGGUGAAGGGUAAGCCAGUAAACUUGGUCUGGGAGCUUCUGGAUACCAAGGAUCGAAGUUGAUCCCAUCUCACUCACAGGCCAGCCCAGAGCUCAGGCCCCCCUUACUACAACCCUUAGACCCUGUCCCCAGGGCUACGGUAACCAUGCCAAAGGAAAGGGCCAGGCUCUGUGUGUGUGUGUGUAGUGUGUAUGUGUAGUCUGUCUCCUAGCUAGUCUGUGUGUUUCUCUGUCAUGUCUCUGACUGCUGUCUAUAAAAUCUCAUAGGGAGAGGGCCUCAGGGAGCUACUGAGGGGUGCUGAGCCUGGCACCUCUCCUCCCCACAUACCCACUCUCAAUGCUUUCCUCCCUGUCCCUCCUAAACUGGGCUCCAAUGACAUUCUAGGGUCUUAAGACCCAAGGCACAUUCAAUGCAAGGGAAGCAAGGAUGGGGCAACUCCAUCCUCUACUGCCCAAAUGAAUUAAAUAAAUAAAUAGAAACCAAGGACCACUGACUCCCCUGCUUGUCUGCCUGUGUGGCACGUGCCUGUCCUGGAGAAUGAGUGGGGGCAUGGUGCCAGGGGCCCUGGCUGUCCUCACAGCCUGGGUCAAAGUCUUGGCCAGGGCAUCUUGGUGCCAGGCUGGCUCCCUAGUUCUGCUGACGCUGUGCUAGUUGGAGUAGGUCUCACUUCUCUGAUCACAUGCGUGUAUGAGGAUGUGGUUUAGGACCAGGGGGGAUGGGUAAUGUUUGCCAUUGUCAAAAUUUGUCCUUGAUACACUUUUCCUAUGCACAGGUGCCCAGCAAUAUUGGUGACCCUUAAUUACCCAGUGUCCUCUACUGCUGCCUGUCUCCUCCCCUUUCCACCACAGACCUGCUGCCUGCUCCAAAUGAUCCAGAUUUCCCUUUAAGUAUCUCCUUCUCCUGAGACUCUAGGUUUAGUUGAACAACUGGGAGGAAUGGAAAUAGAUUGGCUAAUUCAUACUCUAGACAUAAAACCCUAGCAGACUCUGUGUCACCCCACCCCAGGGGCAUUUGCAUUUUAACAGGCAAUGUCCAAACACUGAAGUAGGAAAGUCUUAGAUGGUGGUGAAUAUGCCUUUGGAAGAAUUGCUGCACGUUUGUGGGAAUGUGAUACAGGACACUCAGGUCUCAUGGGUGUUGGGUGAAUCAAUGAUUUUUCAAACUAGGAUUUCAUGGUUUUUGUUCUGUUUUGUUUUUGCUGUGCUGGGGAUUGAAUCCAGGGUCUCAUGCAUGCUAAGCAUGAACUCUACCACUGAGCCUCAAACUAAGGGUUUCUUCCCCUGUCCACAUGGUACUGGGGAUUGAACCCAGGGGCGCUCUACCACUGAGAUACAGCUCCAGUCCUUUUUCUACUUUAUUUUGAGACAAGAUUUCACUAAAUUGCCAAGGAUGGCUUGGAACUUAUGGUCCUGUCUCAGCCUGCCAUGUAGCUGGAAUUACAGGUGUGUGCUGCCAUGCCAGCCAAACUAGGGUUCUACAGAGACCUCUGGUGGGGAAUAGGAAGGUGUAAGGAGAGGAAGAGGGCUCAAUGACACUCUAUCCUAAUUUUAAGUGCAGUAGCUUAAGAUUUUUUUCUUUUAAGGAAGGAUUCUGCUGCAAAACAUUUGACACUGGAUGAUCAGUCCCUUCUAGCUCUAAUAGUGGGAUCCCUGAACACCAAAGAGGCAAAGUCCUGAUCCUUUCACACCUCAGAAUGCUGAACACAGAUCUACCUGGUGUGAAGAAAUGGGAUUGAGAAGGACGCAGAAAAGGAUGAAGUAUUUAAGACUUGCCCCAUGCCUGAGGAGUGGGAGAGUGCAGUGUGGCUGUGUAGGAGGGGUAGGCAAGUCAAGGUCCAGUCAAAAGGAGGUUAGUCACUCCUUUGAGAAUGUUCUUGGAGCUUGGUUCAUCCUAUGCUUGUGUCCAUAUUCUAGGCCCCUAUUGUGUUCCUCACUCUCAGGAAUAGUAAAGGGUAAGCUCGGUGAGUUUAUUGUCCCAUCCCUUCACAGAUGUUUACAUUGACAUACACCAGAGAGCAGACUGGGCUUUGUACACUGUGGCCAUGCACAGAAAGUCCAAGAAGCCCCACAUCACAACAGCUUCCAGAUGCCUGGGCUGGGCAGGAACUCACAUCAGGUGCUUUGAUUUCUUCUGCAGGUUCUCAGUGAUGGAUGCUAGAAUUGACUUGUCAUCUUUGUCUGAAAGAUCAAAGCGAAUAUUCAUUAGUGUUAAUGAUGCUGGGGGCCAGGGAAUCUACAAACUGCUGGGCUUAAUUAUUGUACUACCACACA
Molecule: messenger RNA, 3687 nt
Organism: Sciurus carolinensis (gray squirrel)
Lineage: Eukaryota; Metazoa; Chordata; Mammalia; Rodentia; Sciuridae
Gene: Tmem86a
Product: transmembrane protein 86A
Exons: 3
Coding region: 123-845 (240 amino acids)
Cellular component (GO): membrane
Source: RefSeq, a predicted model, not a curated record